Pyricularia grisea is the source of this 273-nucleotide messenger RNA. RefSeq lists its product as uncharacterized. The transcript is spliced from 2 exons. The record is from RefSeq and is a predicted model, not a curated record. NCBI's taxonomy places the organism in Eukaryota, Fungi, Ascomycota, Sordariomycetes, Magnaporthales, Pyriculariaceae. Bases 1 to 273 code for a protein of 90 amino acids.
AUGCCAGCGUCCUCCCCGCCGCCGGCCAACGCCUUUUCAAGCAUCAGCAAUGAAGAGCUGACAUCCGCCAGGUGCUGCUUGAGCUCUUGCGGCCACGCGGGUGACAUGAAGCAGUGCACCAUUGUUAUGGAGUACAGGUUCAUCGGUGAGAACGAUUGUCACCCCGUCGAGACUGCGUGGAUCUGCUUGGUGUUGGUGGCAACGCAUGGCGCCAUUGUGUUGAUCGACCCUGUGUUCAAGGUCACCAAGAUUCAUCCGCAGUCUGCGCCCUGA